Molecule: messenger RNA, 479 nt
Organism: Drosophila persimilis
Lineage: Eukaryota; Metazoa; Arthropoda; Insecta; Diptera; Drosophilidae
Exons: 1
Coding region: 59-430 (123 amino acids)
Biological process (GO): vacuolar proton-transporting V-type ATPase complex assembly
Cellular component (GO): endoplasmic reticulum membrane
Source: RefSeq, a predicted model, not a curated record
GGCAGGUGUUCCUACAUUGACGUAUUAGUAACAGUAUUAGCCGGUUGAAAGCACCGCAAUGGGCAAAAAGAACAAGAAGCAGGCAACCGUAUUGGCAGCGGAGCCAGUUCCAGCGGCCGAUGAUGUUGAUGCGCAAGUUGCAGAGCGUCCCCGCCAGCAGUCGAUAGAUCGAAGCUUGGAGGUGUUUCUCUGGCUCUUGGUCUAUAGUGUUCUCAUGUUCACGUUGCCCUUCCUGGGCUUUUUUGGAGUGCAGAGCUGGCUGCAAGAAUCCUUCCCCGCACUGAGCGUCUUCGAACGCAAUUGCUAUUCCGUGCUGACCGCCGUCUUGGUGGUCAACGCUGUGGUGGCUCUCUACGUGCUGAAGGCAUUCCGCGAAAAGGAUGCGCCUACAGUGGAGCAGGAUGAAGCUGAGCAGAAGAAGGACCAGUAACAUAGUGUUCAAGCAACUAAAAUAAAAGUACAUUUAACACUCUUUUAAA